Cydia fagiglandana is the source of this 2665-nucleotide messenger RNA. RefSeq names its product small glutamine-rich tetratricopeptide repeat-containing protein alpha-like. Lineage: Eukaryota; Metazoa; Arthropoda; Insecta; Lepidoptera; Tortricidae. Gene Ontology annotation, cellular component: membrane; TRC complex. The transcript has a single exon. Gene Ontology annotation, molecular function: protein binding; molecular adaptor activity. Gene Ontology annotation, biological process: post-translational protein targeting to endoplasmic reticulum membrane. The coding region runs from base 97 to 981 and encodes 294 amino acids. The record is from RefSeq and is a predicted model, not a curated record.
UUGUCAUUCUCAUUCAAUUGUCAAUCUAAAAAUAAUAAAAUUCUUCCAACACCGCAUUUUAUUAAAUUUCAAGAACAUUUAACUUUUAAGAACAGGAUGUCGGACGUAAAGAUCGUCGCGGCGUCGAUCGUCAGCUUCUUAAAGCAACAACUCGAAGGUUCGGAACUGAGCGCUGACAGCCGCGAGAGCGUCGAAGUCGCCGUACAAUGCAUAGAGACUUCGUUCGAGCUUGGGGCAGCCGAUUCGGCGCGUGCUGUCGACCUGCUGGCGCUCGUGCGUAACACGAACAGCGCCGGCGGCACCGCACCGGGGCCUGUCAGUGCAGCUACCAGCGCUGUAGCUGAGCAGCUUAAGAACGAGGGUAACGAGCUGAUGAAGGCGGAGAAGCACCGCGAGGCGCUGGAACGCUACACGCGCGCCGUGGAGCUAGACCCCCGAAAUGCUGUGUAUUUCUGCAAUCGCGCUGCCGCUCACUUCAAGCUGGGUGAGCACGAGGCGGCAGUUGCCGACUGCACCGCGGCACUCGCACUGCAACCUGACUACAGCAAAGCGCACGGCCGUCUCGGACUUGCGUUGACCGCACUCGAGCGACAUCGCGAAGCGCGUCAGGCAUACGCGCGCGCUGCGCAACUUGAGCCAGACAACGAGUCGUACCGCCAAAACUUGCGUCUCGCUGACGAUCGGCUCGCUGCGCGUGGCGAGCGUGGGCCUGUGGACCUAGGAGGGCUACUACAAAACCCUGCUUUGCUCAAUAUGGCCACAGAAAUGCUGGCGGAUCCCAACAUGCAGAAUCUUAUCUCUGGACUUAUGAGUGGCACACAAGCGCAAGGAGGAGGAACAGGUGCUGCGGGUGCUGGUGGCAUGAGCGCAUUAUUGGAGGCAGGGCAGGCACUGGCUCAGCACAUGCAGGCGGCCAACCCCGAGCUGGUGGAGCAGCUGAGGCGCCAGGUGCGCCCUCCUGGGCCCACACCACCACAGUGAGCAACAUUACAAGCCUACACUUUGGGACUCUGAGCCAACCUGUGUUUUGUCUCUCAUGGACGGAAUGUUGCUAGCUAUAUAAUCAUUCUACUCUCCAUUCCAAAUAAAUCUACAUAAAAGGAAAUUCUCUUGGCAGCACUGCCUUUUUUAAAUUGAUAAUUAUGAUAAAUUAUAAUUCAGUGUAAAUACAUGAAUAGUAAAUAUGCCAUUUUUCAAAUUAGCAGAUUUAUUUUACAUAGAUUAAAGUCAUUGCACAUACAUGCUAUAAUUUUAAUCUUAUAAAUGAAUGCCUAGGAAAGGUUAAAAUUUUAUGGAGUAGUUUUCUUAAUUUUUGGCAAAUGUACUUUUACCAUUGACUGAAUAUUAAAGGAUCAACAACCAUUUGUAUAGAUUUAUUGGAACAAAUCAAUCAUUAUUCAUCCACUCAGUAUCCUGUUUGGUUAUAGAAUUAAGUUAUUCUUACAGUUAGUUUUCUUUAUGGGAUGUAGAUUUUCAUUUAAUUGAAUUAUUUAUUUGGUUAACCUACUUGAUAUAUGCAUUUAUUUAUAAACAAAUUACGGAUGUUAUUCACAAUAUGUCUGAAAUUUAGAUACUGUUCGGUUAUUUGCAAGUCGUGGAGAUAUUGGUACUUGAUUAUAAGUUUCAAGUUAGUCAUUUUAUGAUAUUGUCAUAUUUAAAAUAAAUUGCUCCAAUGACAACUUAGCACAAUGGCAAUGAAUAUUUUGUCUUGAAGCUUAUAUAUGUCACCAUAAAAUUGUAAACACUUGUCAGAUUAUAAUCUAGCUUGUUAAAUAAUCAACUGACGGCAGCGGCAGUUAGAUUACAAACUAACCUAAGCUACGUUAGAUUAUAAACUAACGGGUGCACAAUCUUAUGCGGGUGACAUAAUAUACUACAUAGUUAACUAAUUCCAAAUAGUCCUAAGGGUUCCAGCCGGCCUAGCCAAGGUUACAAUCGCUAUCGCUUCGACAACGAAAAGCAUUAUGUCUCUCUAUCACUCUUCCAUAUUAGUGUGACAGUGACAGUUGCGUUUCGAUCGCUACGGAGCGUAAGCGAUUGGCAUCUUGGCUACGCGGCCAGAUAUCCUUACAUCAGUAACUGUCAAAUUUGCAUUUUGUUUGUUACAUUAUACUUAAUUACUUUCCUAAAUAUGAUUCACAUCACUAUUGCAUGGUGCUAUUUGUACUGUUGAAAACAUGUCAUCAUCAACAUCAUCAUAUUAGUAAUAGACACAUCUUUUAUGCAUUCAACUACAUUAUUAGUGAUAAGAUUUCAAAAUGUAUGCUGUGCAGCCCUGCCUGUAUGAUGCUGGCAAAUGUGUAAAUAAAAUACAGAUAUGUAUUGUAUUAAAUGUGGACAAAGAUAUGUAUAGUCUGUGUAAUUCUGUGCAAAAAAUACUGCAGUUUCAUUUGUUACAGUAAGAACCUAUUUCGUUCGUAGUGUCGUUGCAUGUGAUGAUUCUGUAAUAAAAGGACUUUCAUGCACCUCACGCUAAGGUAAAUUUUCCUAAAGAAUCGGACAUUAUAAAGCGAUAUUGCUUUAAUUCCGGUCAUCAUCUUGUUUGCAUAAAUAUUUUGGACGCCGACUAUACAUAUGCACAAUGUUACAGCGCCGCGGGCGCCUCCACGCGACUAUUUCUAGCUAAGAUAUGAAAUUGGUUUUGUUAAUAAAUUUAUUUGAAAAA